Molecule: messenger RNA, 1860 nt
Organism: Neoarthrinium moseri
Lineage: Eukaryota; Fungi; Ascomycota; Sordariomycetes; Amphisphaeriales; Apiosporaceae
Exons: 2
Coding region: 1-1860 (619 amino acids)
Biological process (GO): protein secretion
Cellular component (GO): endoplasmic reticulum membrane
Molecular function (GO): protein binding; GTPase activator activity; guanyl-nucleotide exchange factor activity
Source: RefSeq, a predicted model, not a curated record
AUGGUGGUCCGGACGCUGCCCAACGCAAAGAUCACCCUCUCCUAUCCGCUGUGGGCCUGCGACUUUGAUCCGCAUGAUGCGAACCAGCUGGUCGUCGGCGGCGGCGGCGGCGCGGGGAGACACGGCGUCGGCAACAAGAUGACGCUGCUGAAGCUGUCGAGCGACGGCAGCCGAGAAAUCGAGAAUGCGGGCGAGACGGAGCUGAGCGGGCAGGAAGACAGCGUGGCCACGAUCGCCGUCGGCGCGCGGAGGGACAGCACCAGCAGCACCAGCAAGACCGUCUUCGCAGGCAUCAAUGCAGCGCCCGACGAAUGCAAGAAGGGCAAGAGUCGGCACUUUCGCGUUUUUGGCCUGGCCCAGCCUGCAAGGUCGGCCAAGAAUAGCGGUGUGACCUUUUCGGAGACCGCCCGCGAGACCCUUUUUGCAUCCACCGAUGCGGAUACCUUCCAGCGCCGCCUCAGGCUGUCCCAGCCAUUCGAGAAGCUCGAGAAUAAUGCCGCCGCCGCCGCCGCCUCCUCCUCCUCCCAGCUCGGUGCCGUCUCGACCGGCUUCGCCCAACAGUCGCAGAUUGCCAUCUUCGAUGCCCCAGCCGCUGGUCCCCAAAGGUGGAAAUCCCGGGGCCGGCUGCAAAUUCCCAAUGAAGCCAUGGACCUGGACGUCGUGCAGACCGGGCCCGACACGUACCAGCUGGCCUACUGCGACGACUACGAGAUAUUCACCGUAGACAUCUCCCGCACCGACGUCUCAGAGCCACGGUGUGUCUACACCCUCACCUCGAACGACGGGCCCAAGGCCAGACCCUCCUUCAAGUCCAUCCGCUACCUGUCCCCGGGCUUCGUCUUUGCCGUCGCCAACAGCCCCGCCGGCAAGGGCGUCCUCCUCCACGGCUACCGUCUCCCGGAGAAGGACCAGGAGCGUGCCCGGCUGGCCGUCGUCAAGACCCUGCCCAAGUCCGUCUCGCGCUCGACCGGCCUUGCCGUGCGCAACCUGGCCCCGCCCUCCUCCGUCCAAGACAAGCAGGGCGAUUCGCAGUACGUUAUUGCCGUCUCGGGCCAGGACAACUCCAUCUCGCUGUACACGCUCGAGUACAAGUCAACCCUGAACAUAGACCUCCUGGUCGACCUGGCCCCCUUUGCCAAGAUCGAUUCUGUCCAUCCCCAGGCCAUCACGGGCCUGUCCUUUUCCACUUCGCCGAAGGGCCCCAAGCCAGCCGCAAACCUGGAACUCAAGCUCGCGAGCGUCUCGCUGGGCCAGACCGCCGUCGUGCACAGCAUACCCCUCAAGAAGUAUGUCGACAAGAAGGCAGCCCCCCGGAAAGGUGGCCCUCCAAGGCCAGCCCGCUAUGUCGUUGCCAUCCCCUCCCAGGGCGAGUCUCACCUGUCCCUGAUUAUAGUCACGGCCGCCAUCUGCCUGCUCAUGGCUCUGAUUGGCCAGACCUUUAUGGAGGCAAAGGGUAUCUCACAGCCAGUAUUGGGCACCAACCGCUUCCUCCCCGAGUCCUGGACGGUCCCCUUCCGCGUGGUACCUCGUGAAGGCUCGGUGUUGAAGCAGACGACUUUCGACGACCUGCUCACCACCGUCACACCUGCCGAACAUGAGAAGAUCAUUGUUCGGCAUGACGAUACCGGCGAGAUUGGACCCGAUGGCCUGCCGCAACUCAAGGCUCACGUUCACGAUGAAGAGUUGCACGGCCCGGCUAAGCCGUGGGAUGAGCUAGAAACUCGAGAACAGCACCUCUGGAGGCAGCGUCUCAAGAAGACGGGCCACUGGGUCGAGGACAUGGGAGAGACGGUCUUCAAAGGCGUGCUGUUCGGCGAGAUUGGGGGAGCCAUUGGCGCCAUGGUUGGUGAAGCAUUGUAG